This is a messenger RNA of Argiope bruennichi, 11463 nucleotides long. It is a transcript of the gene arr, whose product is annotated as low-density lipoprotein receptor-related protein 6-like. The record is from RefSeq and is a predicted model, not a curated record. Gene Ontology annotation, molecular function: protein binding. The transcript is spliced from 18 exons. Lineage: Eukaryota; Metazoa; Arthropoda; Arachnida; Araneae; Araneidae. Bases 121 to 4908 code for a protein of 1595 amino acids.
AGUAAAAUGGUGGCUUAAAUUCUUUAUAUCCAAACAUUGUUUAUAGAAUUCCUCAUUAAUGAUGCGUUUGUUUUUAGUGACGACAUGUAAAAAUAAAAUACGGAAAUUUGUUGUGAAAUAAUGGGUCCUCAGUACUGUUUGUUAUUGUUGUUACUUUCAAUUAUAUCAAUAAAUGGUUUAACUCAGUUACUAUUUUCAAAUCGAAAGGAUAUACGCUUAAUUGAUGCCGAGCCUCGAAGGAGGAAUGCUUCAAGAAUUCUUAUUAAAGACCUCGAAGAUGUGAAUUUUGUCGAUUUUUAUUUUGAGGAGCAGCUUAUCUUCUGGGCCGAUGUUGGUCUUGAAGAAAUUAGGAGUAUGCACAUUAGUGAUCCUAAAACUAAUCGAAGCAUCAUAACAACAGGUUUGAUUUCUCCAGAUGGCUUAGCUGUAGAUUGGAUGGGUAAAAAGCUUUACUGGUCAGAUUCUGAAACAAAUAGAAUUGAAGUCAGUAAUUUAGAUGGCACAUAUCGGAAAGUUCUAUUUUGGAGAGAUCUUGAUCAACCUAGAUCUAUUGCUCUUGUUCCAACAGAUGGUUGGAUGUUUUGGACGGAUUGGGGAGAGACUCCAAAGAUAGAAAAGGCCAGUAUGGAUGGUAAUCAAACCACUAGAACUGCAAUUGUGACAAGUGAUAUUUCAUGGCCCAAUGGUAUUGCAGUAGAUUACGAUACAAAAAGGUUAUAUUGGACAGAUGCCAAAAAGAAAUGCAUCACUAGUGUAGAUUUUAAUGGGAAAAAUCGGCAAUUAAUCACUAAAGAUGAGAUUCCUCAUCCUUUUGCUUUGACUCUUCAUCGAGAUAUGUUAUUUUGGACUGAUUGGUCAACAAAAGCAGUCCAUGGAUGCAAUAAAUUAUCUGGAUGUAUGAAAAGAUCAACGAUAGGUGGUUAUUUUACUCCUAUGGGUAUUCAAGUGUAUAAUAAAGAACGACAGCCAACAGGACCUACUCCUUGUAAUAAGAGCAAUGGCAAUUGUUCUCAUCUCUGCUUAUUAUCAGCAAAUGAACCAUUUUAUUCAUGUGCCUGCCCUACUGGAGUGCGUUUAAAACCUGAUUCAUUUAAUUGUGAAAAUGGUCCUCAGGAACUUCUGCUUUUAGUCAGAAGAACGGAUAUACGAAGGAUAUCACUCGAUACACCUGAUUUCACAGACGUCGUUUUAGAACUGGAAAAUAUCAAACAUGCUAUUGCUGUUGAUUAUGAUCCGGUCAUGAAGCAGAUAUAUUGGACUGAUGAUGAAACCAGAGCAAUUAGACGAGCUCAAUUAAAUGGAUCUGGGCAAGAAAAUCUUGUAACUACUGAAAUUCAUCAUCCUGAUGGCAUAGCAGUUGAUUGGGUUGCUCGUAAUUUAUAUUGGACAGACACUGGUACUGAUCGUAUUGAAGUUGCCAGACUCAAUGGGACUUCUCGAAAGAUUUUAAUUGCUGAAGGACUACUUGAACCUAGAGCGAUAGUAUUAGAUCCUCCUGAAGGAUAUAUGUAUUGGACAGAUUGGGGUGACAGUCCAAAAAUAGAGAAAGCAGCUUUAGAUGGCUCUCAAAGAAUUGUAUUGAUUAGUACAGGAUUGGGUUGGCCAAAUGGAUUGUCUCUGGAUUACCAAGAAAGGAAAUUAUAUUGGGGUGACGCAAAAACAGACAAGAUUGAAGUAUCCAAUCUCGAUGGGACUGAUCGAAGAGAACUGGUAUCUGAUCAUUUGCCUCAUAUUUUUGGAUUUUCUCUCCUUGGCAAUUAUAUUUACUGGACAGAUUGGCAGCGACGCUCAAUUGAACGUGUUGAUAAAGUCACAGGUGUAAUAAGAGAUGUAAUUAUUGACCAAUUACCUGAUCUUAUGGGACUGAAAGCAAUCAAUGUGAACACAAUUCAUGGUACCAAUCCAUGUGCAAUCAACAACGGAAACUGUUCUCAUCUCUGUUUAAAUCGACCUGGAAACAAUUUUACAUGUGCUUGUCCUAUUGGCUUAGAAUUAACUUCUGAUAAUGUAACAUGCAUAGUCCCUGAAGCAUUUCUUAUAUUUUCUCGUAAAGAGAAUAUACGUCGAAUUUCUCUUGAAUCGUACCGUGGUGAUACUAUACCAAUUCAAGGUGUUCAAGAAGUUACAGCUCUUGAUUAUGAUAUCAGUGAUGAUCGUAUAUAUUGGACAGAUGUUAGUACAAAGACAAUAAGUCGAGCAUACAUUAAUGGAAGCUCAGUAGAAUCUGUCAUCAUGUUUGGCCUGAAUUACCCUGAAGGAAUGGCUGUUGACUGGAUAGCUCAAAAUCUUUAUUGGGCUGACUUAGGACUGAAUCGCAUUGAAGUGGCUCGUCUUAACGGACAGCACAGGAGAGUUAUUUUGUAUCAUAAUAUGGAUGAUCCCAGAUCUCUUGCUCUAGAUCCUGCUGAAGGGUAUUUAUAUUGGACCGACUGGGGUACAAAUGGUCGUAUUGAGCGGGCUGCGCUAGAUGGAUCAUACCGCAAAAUUUUGAUUGGAAAAUUGGGAAGACCAAAUUCUUUAACUAUUGAUUACAAUGAACAAAGACUUUAUUGGAUUGACCUUGAUACUAAACGAAUCGAAUCCUCUGAUCUUUCAGGAAAUCAACGAAUGCCACUUUUUGGAAGUUCUUUACAUGAGCCCUAUAGCCUGACACAAUAUGCAGACUAUAUUUACUGGGCUGACUGGACCACACAUAAGAUUGAAAGAGCUCAUAAAUUGAGUGGGGAAAACAGAACAAUUAUUCAAGAAAAUUUGGACAGUGUAAUGGAUAUUCAGGUUUAUCAUACAUCUAGACAGUCAGGAUGGAACCCUUGUGCUGUAAAUAAUGGUGGCUGUUCUCAUCUUUGUCUUGCCUUGCCUGUUUCUGUUCAGCAUAAAGCUUAUACUCAUCAUUGUGAAUGCCCAACACAUUAUACCUUGUCAUCUGAUAGCAAAGGCUGUUUGUAUCCUAGAAAUUUUAUGCUUUUUAGUCAGCGAGGCAGCAUUAGCAGAUUUUUAGUUGACUCACUAGAUUCCCCAGAAGUAAAUCUUCCUAUACAUGGGCUGAAGAAUAUAAAAGCUAUUGAUUACGACCCAGUGGAUAGAUUUGUCUAUUGGAUUGAUGGCAAAGCUAAGACUAUAAAGAAGAGCCAUGUAGAUGGUUCAAAGGUUUCUACUGUUGUUCCUAAUCCAAGUGAUGGCAUUCAUCCUUAUGAUAUAGCUGUUGAUCCAUAUUCUCGUGUUGUGUUUUGGUCGUGUUCAUUGCAUAAUACUAUUAAUGUCACAACUAUAAGAGGAUCUCCUAUAGGCUCCGUGAUUGGAGAUGAAGAUGACAAACCUCGUUUCAUUGCUCUUCAUCCUACUAAAGGAUUAUUAUUUUGGAUCAACAUGAUGCAUCCUCCCUUGAUAGAACGAGCUAAUAUGGAUGGUCAUAUGAGAAGAAUUUUAUUUUCAACAAAUUUGGAAAGACCUACCUCUUUAACUGUCGAUGUAGUAGAUAAUUAUUUGUAUUGGGGAGAUUCAGUUCUAAAAAAGAUUGAAAGGUCAUCACUUUCUGGAACAGAUAGGAAAGUACUGUUAACUGAUACUCUUCUCCAUCCUGUUUCACUGACUAUUCUUGGGAAACAUAUGUACUGGAUAGACCUUGAUCAACAAAUUAUUGAAAUGGCUGAUAAAGACACUGGAGCUCUGCGACAAAGAGUGCAGCGACGAAUACCAGUACUUAUUAAUCUCCUGGCUGUCAAUUAUGUUGAUCCUGACCAUUAUCUUAACCAUCCCUGUGCUGUUAAAAAUGGAGGCUGUUCUCAUUUGUGCCUGGUUCAAGAAAAUAAUAAGAAACGAUGUUCCUGUCCUUUGCAUUUAGUUUUAUCAAGUGACUCAACUAACUGCAUCGACAUACCUGUGUGUCCACCUGACAAAUUUCGCUGCUUAUCAGGAGUCACUUGCUUGCCUGAGAAAUGGCGCUGUGAUGGACGUGCUGAUUGUGAUGAUAUGUCAGAUGAGAUGAAUUGUGAUGUCUGCAAACCUCAACAAUUCAGAUGCCACAAUGGAGAUUGUAUAGAUAGCUCAUUAAAAUGUGAUGGGAUAUCACAGUGCAAGGAUGAAUCUGAUGAGUUGUGUUGCCAAAAAGAUAAGUUCCUAUGUACCAGUUCACACAAAUGUAUCAACACAUUUCUGCUUUGCGAUUCGAAAGAUGAUUGCCUUGAUGGCUCGGAUGAAAGUCCACCUGCAUGUCCAGCAGCACCACAUGAAAUGCCUGUGCACAUUUUUUCAAAAGAAAAUAUAGUCCUCAUUGGCUCAGUUGUGGCUGCUCUUGCAGUUGUUGUCUUCUUAUUUUAUAUUGCCAAAAAGACCAGUUUGUUCAAGAGAAAAGAUGCCACGAAAGAUGAAGACAUUAGGGAUGAGAUGCUUCCUACCAAACCAUACAAUGGAACAGUAAGUUCCAUCAAUGGAAGCAAUCACAGAGGCGUAGCUGUGUCCUCUUUCCAAAGCUCUAGCUGUGCUAUGAGUGGAAUCAGCAUGUCAAUGCCACCUAGUGCAAGUAGUGUAUAUGACCGUAAUCAUUUAACAGGUGCUUCAUCAAGUUCUUCCAGUAGGACUUAUCCUUUAAAUCCACCACCCAGCCCUGUCACUGUACGAUCACAGUGCAUCCAAGGUCAUUGUUCAUUUGGUCCUUCAGGUUCAUACAAGCAUUAUCGAUCACGAAAUAAGCCUCCACCUCCCACCCCCUGCAGCACUGAUGUUUGUGAUGAUAGUGAAGCAUGUAGUAGCUAUUAUUAUGGUUCAGGGUUAGAAUUAGGGUAUGAUUCUGAUCCUUUCAUACCUCCUCCUCCGACACCUAGGAGUCCAUAUCUGUCAGAUGAAAAUUAUGAACUUCUUGGGUGUCCACAGCCACCCCCGCCAUCACCAGUGCCUCUGACCAAUCUUUAACUAUGAAAGAAAAAAGUGGGGCUUCCUGCUGUCCUAUUCUGGGUGCCAAUAAAAAGUCUUUCCCACAUUAUUUAAUAUUCAUAAAUCAGUUAAGUACAAAGUAGGUCUUUUAAAAUCACAUAAAUCUAUUUACAUUUGCUGUAUUUUGAAAUCUCCUAAUCAUUGUAGCUACGCUUUACAAAUCUUCCAAAUGGUUAUAACCUUUUUUGCUGUGCAAAAAUAUUCUGUUGCCCUAAAUGUGCUUAUAAUUAACCCAGUGAUGCAUAAAUAAGUGAUUAUUUAAAAAACGUCGGUGAAAUAGAUGCAAUCUUUAAUUAUAUUUACUUAUUGAUUUUAAAUAGGGCAAAUUUUAUGAUCACAAAAUUUCAUGUAUGUGAAUCCACAUUUUAAAAUCAAUAACCUUUUUAUACCCCCUGAUAGAAUUCGUAAUUUCUGAUAUUUGUUUUGUAUAAACUUUGGACUGUCUUAAUAUCAAAAAUAGAGUUGUUUGUAAUAUGACCAGACCAGUUAGAAGAUUUUUUUAAAAAAUUAACAUUAAUUUUUAUUAAAAAUAGCAGCUAUUAUAUUAAAUCAUUAAUUGCUUUUUUUAUUUAUAUUUUAACAUCAAAAGAGCCAUAGUGGCCUGGCCUUGUGAUAAGGCCAUAGCUUCAGAGUAGAAAAUUCCAGAUUAAUUAUCUUACACCAUAAAAGAACUGGUGUAUUUGUCUAAGCUUAAGAAAUGAGUUUUUGAUAUUUACAGAAAUUUAGAUAAAAGGAUAUGGCUCAUAGAUUGUCCUUGUCAUAUGACUGUGGUUCAAAAUUAUAACAUCCGUCCCUAAAUAAACCUCAGGUUGCUUCAAAUGGGUUGUAAACAUGAUUUAAAUAAAUUCAGUCUUACAAUGAGAGUAAAAUUUCUAUGAUUUGAUACUUGUUAGAAAAAUGUUUAUGUAAUAAAAUGAUGACAGGUAUUUUGUAAAAUUUUAGUUUGGGGUAUUUUGAAAGUUUAGAAAUUGACUGAAAUAAAUUUAAAAAAAAAAAAGCAUUUUGGAAAAGAGGCAUAGACUGGAUAUAGCUGUUUUAGGAAAUUGCAUACUUAUUUACCAUGGCACUAUGUCUGAGCUAUUUGAGUUAAUAACAAAAUUUUUAAUAUCCAGAAGAGUAUUAUAAAAAAUAAAUCAGUACAAUAAAUAAUUCCCCAUAAUGAAUUAAAAAGUCUCUAAUUUCUACAAAAUAUUUUAUCAAAAUUUGACAGAUAAAAAUUGUCAUUUGCAGCUAUUUUGAGAAGCUAUAUGCAGCUAUUUUGAGAAUUAUUUGCCAACCAUUUUAACUGCUAUUUUAUGCAAAUCUGGUUCUUUUUAUUAAUUUGUAUGCAACAUGUGGGAAAGACUGGCUUCCUUACACUUUAUGACAUGUAUGUCAACAUAAUGAGAGCUUGAAAUAUACUAGUUUUAUGUACUUUGUAAAAAAAGAAUUUACUAAAAAUCGCUUAUCGCUUGAAAGAAGAAAGGAGGUUGUGAUAAGUUGACCUAUUUUUUUGUAUGUAUAUAAAUGUUGUCUUUGUAAAUAGAAAUUUUUGUAAAAUGAGCAGAUACUACAUUUUUGGCCAAAUUUUUAUGUAAAUAAUCACAAAAUCACCAUCAUAACGUCUUUUGCAAGACUUUAAAAAAUCCAUUAUGUUCUUUUUAAACUAUUUUAUUUGGUAGUGUUAUAUCAUGUCUCUUGUUUGAAUCUGAGUAAAAUUCAUUAAAAUAUGCAUUUAAAAAGUAAUUAAUUUAUUCAUAUAAUUGGUUGUUUUUCAAUUUAAUAAAAAAAAUUCAAUAAAUUUCAUAAAAAAAAUUUUAAUAUUGUUUAAGAAAUGAAAGGAAAAAGAGAAGCUUCAUCAAAGUAUUCAUUUUUUCAUGGAUUAGUUAUUCAUUUACCUUGUAUUAAAAAAUAAUGGAAAAUGAAAUGAAAAAAAAUUGAUAAGUGGUUUUGAAUUUUAAGUGUUUUUGCAUUUAGAAAAACAACAGUGAAUUGUUUUCAAUAAUAAGUGUGUAGCCUAAUCUUUGAAUUUUCACAAGUGAAACAAACAUUUGCUAUUGUAAACUGUAAAUCUUUUGACACUUGUUAGAAUAUUCAUCAUUUUUGGACAAACACAUUUUUUGUGUGUGUUUGUUUUGCCUUUGCCUGAAUCCAUUUACUACUUAAGUUUGGUUUGCUUAUAUUAUUUUUGUUAUACAUUUUAUCAUCUGAUGUGUUCUAUCUAAUAAAAAUAUGUUUAAAUAUUCUAAAAGUGCUAAGUUUAUAGAAUAUUGUUUACUUCAAUACAUUAUAAAAAAUUGAUUUCAAGAGAAAAAUUUACUUACACUUUGUAUCGGGUAUAUUAAAUGAGUAAUAUGCAGGGAAAAAUUUUUUUGAAACAAUUUAAAAGCACCAAAUUUUAAUUUGUGAAAAUCUUUUUUCAAUGUACUUAAUUUUGCUUCAGUUUUAAUUGAUUUUAAACUGCUAUUUGUAUGUGUGUUUUUUUAUAUAAAAUCAAUAUGAAUCCAUUAGUUUCAUAUGCAUCAUGUUAAUGAUCGAGUAUAUAUCAUUUUAUCAUAUGCAGAGUAAUUAAUUUAACCUACAACUUUGAACUGAAAUAACUUUUCGUCGAUGUAUCACUGUAAAAAUGUGUACAAUGAGAAAAGGUACUAUCAUAUUUGUUCCACAAAUCAUAGUUUUAUUGUUCAAAAUUAAUAUUUAUAUAUUUAAAAUACAAUAUUUGUGCAGAAUUGUUAUUUGCCUUUUCUUUAAAAAAAAAAUAAUAAAUAGUGGCUAAGCUUUAUAAAGCAAUAGUUUAAAAACUUGAUGAAAAAGUUUUUAAGUUUUUACUAUAUUUAAUUUCAAGAGAAAUUUUUGUUACUGGGCUAUUGUAAAAAGUUCACACUUUUAAAACAAAUCCAUUAAAUCCUUAACAUUUGUAGUUAUAUUUCCAGUGAUUCAUAAGUUAUUUCAAUUCAAAUUUGUUUUAUAUGUAUUAAGAUUCAUCUUUAUACCAAUAUUUUUGAAUUUUUAAUGCAUUUUCACCACAUUUAAAUUAACAUGAAAUAAUUCUUGUGGGAAAAAAAAUGGAAAUUAUAUGCAUUUAGCCUAAAUUAGGUUGUUGAUAAAUUGUGUAAAAUUUUUUAGAAUCACUUUUUUCUUUUUCCAUUUCAUUAAAAGAAAGUUAAUAUGUUGCUGUAAUUAUACAUCUACGUAAUCCUUUUUCAUUAAUUGGAUUUUAAAAUAAAAUUACUUGGCAUUAAUUAAUAUCACUGUGAUUCAAUCAUACUAUACUUUAAACUUGGCAGUGAAUUAAUGUGAAUAAAAUUCAGUGUUUUUCAAAAACUGUCAACGCUUCGUUACAACCAGUGUGUUCAAUGCCAGAUAAUCAUUGAAACAUCAUUUUGUCUUUUGAAUACAUCAGUUUAUUUCUCUGAAAUUUGAAUAAUGAUUGGGCAUCAGGUGCCUGAUUUCAAAACAGGCAAAACUUUCUCAGCAAAACCCAGUUAAUCCUGAAAUAGGAAAGCAGAGUUUGAAACUAUAUGGCCCCAUUAAAUCCAUAUUACUAUCGUUUUUCUAAAACAAUGUUGCAUGUUUAUCCACAAUUAUGAAUUUUUGCAUUCUUAAUUCUUGAAUUCCCUGAUAUUAAGCAUUAGUCAGACUUAAAAUUACAAUCAGGUCUCAAAGUUUAGUGCCCACCCACCCAGUAAUUAUUCACCAUUUAUGAAUUUUUUUUUUAAAUAAAUAAAUCCAUUAAAUAAAAAAUUUAAACACUUUCUGAAAGAAGAAUAUAAAUGUGCUAUUGCAGAACAUCUACCAUAAUCAAUUACUACUGAGAAAAUUCACCAAUUUUGAUUUGGUAUCUUGUCUUUUGCUCUGGGUCCUGAAAUAAUUCUUUUUUUGAUAAAAUGGAUUGACAUAUGUCAAAUGUUAUUUCAUGUGAUGGAAGAUUUUCUCAUUUAUAAAGUCAAAAACUUUCAGCAUAGCAAUAAUUUUUUAAAAGAUGAAAAAUAAAUUGUUCAAUGAUAUUGUGAAAUUAUAUAGUGGAUGGUUACUAUUAAUAAUACUUUUUGCCUUCGAAAUUAUACUUCUGUUUGCAAAAUAAAAUUGCUUGAAUAUAUAUAUUAGAAGUACCCUAAAUUAUAGUAUCAUUAAAAGAUUGGUUUUCAUAAUUUUUUUUCCCAAGAUGAUUUCUUUAGGCUUUAUGAAAUUAUGAAGUGUAUAUGUAUCAUUACAUGGUUAUUUUUAUUUAUUUAAAAUUUUGUCAGAUUUUCAUACCACACUAAUUUUUAGGAUUUUUGAAAAGAUUCUGUAAUCACUCCUAUCAAUAAACUUUUGGGAAUGAUAGUUGCAUGAUCUCAGUUGCUCUGCUUAGCCAUAUAACUACUCCUAUAAUUGUAUGUUUAUGAUAAAUCUUCAAACUACUUUUCUCCUUGUUUUAAGUUUAUCAGUAGAUUUUAAUAAUAUAAUAGUUGGUAUUAAAUUAUCCUAUUUAUUGUGUAAUUUUAUGUCAGCAUUUUGAAUUUUUUUUCAUCUGUAGCUUUUUUUAUUAUUAGGAUUUAUUCUUAGGAUUUCAUGAUUUUAACUAUGAUUUUGAAAUUCCAUUAUUAAUAUGAAUUAGAAAGCAAGAUAAGAAAAGGAAUUAUAAGCAAUAAUGAAAUAAAUAAAAUUAAAUAUAUUGAUUUUCUAAAAUUUAAUGUAAUAUUUUAAUCAAUUUUGGGGAUUAUUUUGCUUAUGUUUAUUAAAUGAUGUAAUAAUAAUAUCCACAAUUUAAGGAUGUUUAUGCAGUUAAUUGCUCUUUUUCCAAAUUUGUAGCCCCCCCCCUACUUAUUUCAGAUCUAGUUUUCUGAUAUUCAGUCAGAAUCCUGAAUUCUUAGAAUUAUUUGUGUUCUGUUUUGUUGUAGAUAUUCUGUGUUUUGCUCACGUUUAUAAAAUUUACGAAGCAUUGACUGGGAGUGGAGUUGAAGGAUGUUUACUUAUUUUUAUUUUAUAAAAUUUAUUUAGUUAUUUUUUAAAGAAGUAUCCGAAUGAAAUAUAUUUAUAUUUAUGAUAUUUAUUCAAAUUUUUUUAAAUCAAAAUUUGAUUGUCAUUUUUUCUUACCCCCCCCCCUUCCUUAAUUAUUGAAAAACAGUUUAACUGUAAGUUUCAAUAGGGAGAGGAACUUUUUUCAUUCAUUUUUGAAUUUAAACUAUUAUUACCUUUUUUUUUAAACAAUAGUUAAAUAUAUUAUUCAAUUUACAUUUUUACUACUUAUUGCAUUUACUUUAUGAUCAGUUCAUUACUAUGCAGAAUCUGCCAAUGAAAAUUAUCUGUAAUGAAAUAUGUGUUCAAAAAAAUUUUUGUGUGUUCAUUUUUUGUGCAAUCAUCAAAAAACUCCAAUUGAUAUCACGGCAAAAGAAAAUUUUAAAGCAUUAACUUAGUUUUUCAGUGUCCUAUGCUUUUCUAUACUUACAUUUUUAUGUGUUCAACCAUUUUGUGAUAUAAUUUCAGCUAUUUUUUUUUAUUUAAUGAAUGCAUUUAUGUAUGCAAUAUUUCUCUCUUUUUUACAGUCAUAUGGCAGCAAUGUUUUUAGAUAUUUUUUGUUGUUCAUUUUAUUUAGUUAUCGUUUUUGUUAACAUGUUUGCAGGUAGUUGAAGUAAUAUUUCAUAGUGCAUUAAAUUUGUUACAAAAAACAUAUCAUUCUAUUUGACAUACAUUACAAACUUAUUUAAUCUGUUAAUGUUAUAACAACAUUUAUACUCAGGAUACCUAUGAGGCCUUAACUAAAUGGAUGAAAAAUUCCUUUUGUGUAGUUUUUAUCAUUUUCCUUGUAAAUAAAUGGGGGGAAAUUUUAAUGGCUUAGUUGUAUAUUGUGUAUAGAAAGAAUUUGUAUACCUUGCCAUAUGUAAUUGUUGCAUUAUUGUUAAUAUUUCUGUUGUUUGUAUAUGUCCAUUCAUUAAUUUUUUAAACAAAUUUGAUUCAAUGUGCUAUUUUAAUGACUAAUUAAUAUUUAUUUAAUAAUAUUUUACAAAAUCUUGGAUUAAUAACCAUAUCUGGUAGAGUAAAAAAGUUUCAUUGGUGCUUAGAUGAAUUAUUACUUUUAUUUGCUAAUACUGACUAUUUUUCAAUAAAUUUGCAAUUUGAUUUCAAAGGAAUUUUUUUUUUCUACCAAGUUUUUCUAUAAGCAUUUGAGCUUUUAUAUGAGAAUUAAAAUGCUUAAAUCGUGAUGAGUUAAUAUAUAUUAUUUAAUAAAUUGUAUUUUUGUAAAUUGAACAUCAUUAAAAAUGAGUUUUAAAUGGUUUUGUAAAUAUAUAUAUAUAUUACAAACCUUUUUUUAAAGGAAAGUUGUAUAAUUUAACUCUUAUUACAUUUUACUCAUUAUUUCAUGCUCCAUAAAUAUUAUUGCUGAAAGUUUUUUUAAAUCUGUAAGUUAAUUAUUGAUUUGUAAUUCGUAGGUUUAAUUUUUGUGUAGCUUUGCUUCAUUCCAUUUGUAAAGUACAAUUAUACUCAUCAUGCUGUUAUUUUCUCUGCCCGAUUGUAAUCCAGAUUUAUAUUGUUGCAGCUAAAUUAUUUUCUUAGUUAUGUAUAUUUGUAAUA